Podarcis raffonei (Aeolian wall lizard) is the source of this 2010-nucleotide messenger RNA. Its product is annotated as vomeronasal type-2 receptor 26-like. The transcript is spliced from 3 exons. The record is from RefSeq and is a predicted model, not a curated record. The coding region runs from base 190 to 1422 and encodes 410 amino acids. NCBI's taxonomy places the organism in Eukaryota, Metazoa, Chordata, Lepidosauria, Squamata, Lacertidae. Gene Ontology annotation, biological process: G protein-coupled receptor signaling pathway. Gene Ontology annotation, molecular function: G protein-coupled receptor activity. Gene Ontology annotation, cellular component: membrane.
UGUUUUCAUUCAACUGUGAGUAGUGGUUUCACUCUUUUUAAUUGAUCCACUUAUUGCAGUGAGACGCCGAGGUAUUACUGGCCCACCCUGUCCUUCCUGUUCACCAUCCAGGAGAUCAACCAGGAUCUCAGGCUCCUACCCAACAUCACUCUUGGCUACAACCUCUAUGAGAACUAUUUUGAUGCCAGGAUGACUUCAGAUGCCAUGCUAGAGCUGCUUGCAGGCAGCGGAAGAAACAUUCCCAAUUAUCACUGCGGAGAAGAGAAUCCCCUUCUGGCUGUCCUUGGAAGGAGUGAUUCUGACAUCUCAAAGGAGAUUUCCACCAUGUCAGGCAUCUACAAAAUCCCACAGCUCAGUUAUGGCUUCAGAGCCCAGGUUCUUGAAGAUAAAACACAGUUCCCUUUCCUCUACCAGAUGCUGCCCAAAGAAGAAAGUCAGUACCAGGGGAUCGUUGAGUUACUCCUCCAUUUCAGAUGGAACUGGAUUGGUCUCUUGGCUUCAGACAAUGACAGUGGAGAAAGGUUUGAGAGCAUUAUGACACCUCUGAUGAACAGAAGAGGGAUCUGCAUUGCCUUGUCAGAAAUAUUAACAGAAGAUGAUAUAUAUCAACAGAGGUACCCAAGUGAAGCUUUUUUCAACUGGAGACAAGUCGGGGUAUUUGUUUGCUAUGUAACUGAUACAGUGGGAAUCCUAAUAAUAAUACAGCUAUGUAUGUAUUAUGAGAUGGAAAUAGGGGCCAAAAUCUGGAUCACAACAGCUUUCCAGGACAUCAGCGCUAGCUUGGCUUUCCCUCCUCUGUACAUCCAGUACAUUCAUGGUUCUCUCUCUUUUGCAAUUAAGACCAGAAUAAGGAGUACCAAACAUGGUUAUGAUGAAUCACUGUCCAAUCUUCUUUUCUAUUUUUUGUGGGAAGCAUUUCACUGUUCAUAUUCCAAGCAUGUCUUAUCCCCAAAAGGCCGGAUAAGAUGCAGAGAGAAGGAGGAACGGAAGUCUUUGCCCCAAGGGGAGAUUGAGAGAGUCCUGUCUGCUGACAGCUAUGGCACUUACAUCAGUGUUCAAGCUGCAGCCCAGGCCUUGAAUGCUGCGUUUUCAUCUAGACCCCGGCGGAUGCUGAUGGUGGGAGAAGGAGCCGAAUGGGAACAAGGAAGACUUCAGCCAUGGCAGCUCCACCCUUUCUUAAAAGAAAUCCAGUGUUUGAAUACUUCCAGGGGCACAAUAUGUUUGGAUGAGAAUUGGGAGCUGCCUCCUGACUUUGAUAUUCUGAAUUGGGUGAUGUUUCACAAUGAGUCUCAUGCUCUAGUGAAGAUUGGCAGUAUAAGGAGAGAGGCAUCUACUGGCGUCAAGUUCACCAUCAACCCAGAAGCCAUUGAGUGGCCUGAGAAGUUUCACAAGGUAGGGGAUGUUACCGAGGAAGAAGGCUAGGAGAUCCUGCUCAUGCUCUUCCUGGAGCCUCUUUUGCCAAAUGACCUUAUAAGGGGGACCAAUGGUGUCCUUUCCACCCAGUUUCAGCUGCCAGCGCUGCUCCUUCUUGCCACAGCAGCUGAGAGGGGAGAGGAAUCUUGAAGCUCAAGAAUGUGCUAGCGCCCAGGCAUCCUGAGAAAAGGCAGACUAUGUUUCCCAGCCAGGUCCCUCUCAGUCCACCUGGGGAGGAAAGCCAGCAGCACCCAGCUCUCUUCUCUUCUCCACUUCUCCCUUCCUCCCUUCCUCUCCUUCCCACACCUUCCACACACCCCAGCAUCAAAGGAGGCUGGCUUUCUCUAACUCUUUCUCUAAGUCUUACACCCAGGCGUGUGCACCUUGUGGAUUGGCAUGUGGGACAUUAUCCGAAUCCUAAAGGUUGGCAAAACCACAUUAAAGCCCUGAACAGCCAAUUGGUACAAUAAAACCUCAAAUAUUUAAUACUUCUCUGUCUAGGACUGCCUUCUAAAAGUCAGCUAGUUGUUUAUUUCUUUGACAUCUGAUGGGAGGUUGUUCCACAUGGAAGUCACCACCAAUGAGAAGGCCCUCUGC